CUUAUUUUUGACUCCGCCCCCAAACCCUCUCUUCUUUUCUCUUUUAGUUGUCCGGAAGUGUUACGCCUUUAAUGAAAAGCUUUGUGAGUGUAUCCUUUGCAAGUAACAAGUUAUUUGACACCUUUCUGUGUUUAUUUCUUUAGCAACUUGCCAAAGAUAUAUUGGAUAGAAGAUAGAAGACAUUCCUGACAGUUCAAAUCUUUCUGCUAUGUGUUUCUAAACUCUUGAAGUCUUCACCUGUGGAUUAAGUGGAACACUGCAGUUGAAUUUGUUGUGUAGAAUCACUACAGAUAAGAUUCAUGACCAAAUUUGCUUCAUUUUUUAAUACUCCCUGCUACAUGACUUUCCGGUGACAAAAGUGAGAAAAAAUGAGUGAGCCAGAUCGUAAAAGGAGAAAGUACCGGACUGAACAUAAUGCAAAUCCUGGACCUGGACCACCUGUGCUUGGUGAGAUGAACUGUGAUGAUGCUACUCAUGAGCAGUUGGAUGAACAAAAUGAGUGGAAACGAUUCAAUCUUAGUGUUGAAAACCUCAAUGACUGUUUGGUUACUCGGUGUGUUUGCCCCUGGAAUUUUGAUGACUAUCAAAACAUUGUCAUUUGCUCAGGAAACAAGUGCUCUGAAAUAGAUAACCAAAGUGAAAUACUCCUCUUUUGCUCUAUAAUCCAACUAUUAUGUGAAGAAAUUGCUAGACAGAAUAAUGCUAUCACAAGAAGCGGUAGAUUUUGCCUAACUCUCAAGAGAUUGAGAGUUCUCCUAUUUCACCUCAAUAGUGUUUCCGAUCCCACAUGUCUUCUUCAAUGUUUUCUGCGCUCUUCAAACCAAUUUAUAAGUUUUGCAGCUGCCAGAUCCUUGUCAGCUUGGCUAAAAGCAGCUGACGAAGGGGCAUGUAAAGUCCUUUUGGAUCGUCUACUUGAUAAUAUAAUCAGUCCUUUAGCCACCUCGCUGAGCACCCUCAACACUUCCGGGGCACACGGCCCUCUACCUCACACUGUGUCCAAUUUACUAGAUAUUUUAAAAAGUUGUAUUGAAGCGCCAGAUGUUGAACCUCAUCCUACUGAAGGUGCUACUGAAGAUGAGAGCGAAGAUGCUUCCUUUGAGUCCAACGAACGAACAAUGAGUGUUAAGUUCAUUUGUCAUGGAUUGCUGAACAUGGAAGAAGCUUCUGAAGACUCAUUGGGAGCCGAUCAAGUCGACCUAGAUUGCCCGGAUUCAGAAUCAAAGGAUUUAAAGGGCAGCGUUAUUCGUGCUCUGGGCAAACACUGGAAUGUUAUUGUGACCUAUUUUCAUGCAGCUUUAACUCUUGCGCAGUCUGCUACCAGUUUACAUUCCGAAGAUAUUUUUCCUUUGGUUUCCUUUUUAUCGCUGUGGCAGUCGACAAUAUCCGUUAAAGCCAAUGUAUCCGUAUUGGACUCGAAGCCGUUCUAUUCGCGAAUGGAAGCACUAUUGCCGAUCAUGACGCCUUCACUAGACCCUAUCAUCUGGCGGGAAAUGAUAAAUCUUUUCAAUGAAGUUCUCUGCUACGGUUCCACACUUGCCCUUCAGGAUUUUUUGCCAGACGAGCCUUGCAAUCUGGCGCACUUGGUUAUCCGUCAUGUACGAGUUGAGAGAUUACUGGAUCGAGCCCCUUUCCAAUCAGGACAGAAUUGUACAUCUAGCCGAUCUUUGAUGCAAAAGCUCGUACUUUUGGUUCUUAAAGCCGUUGCUGUUACUGUGAAGGAAACAAGAUCUGAGAGUUCAAGCCUUGAAUCUGAAUCGAAUUCAGAGUCAGGUCAUUCUGACCCUCUACGCUCCGAGGAUUCGGAAGACCUACAUGCCGACAUGACUGUAAUCCUUCGCAGCAUCAAACAAGUAUUUCGCAUCGUGGAUGUCAGAAUCAAAACCUGGCUGCCUUUCCACCCUGAAACGACGUUAAGCGAAUGGAUGGUGAAAAUGUUUCACGAUCAAGACGAUUCCCUUAUUGAAACAAUGUUAUGCAGUUUAGAUAUUAACAACGGCUUGUAUAGCAAUUGUCGUGGGCUUAAUGCUACGUCUAACUCUCUUCAAACAGGAUUAUCGGAUUUGAAAGGGACGCUCAAUCCUGUGCAGACAUGGUUGAAAUUCUUGGAAACUGUAGCAUACGAUACGGACGUUUUGUUGGAUUUACUGGUCUCCAACGAAACGUGCUUUCUAUUAUACCUCUUGCGUCUUCUUAAGUUCAUUCGUAGGAACUGGGAAGAUUUUCUUUCAGUUUUAACCCAUCGUCAACUAGAAGAUGUCAUGACCUGUUUCAUUCGUUUGCGGAUAGCCAUCCGUCGAUUAGUUGCCAAGAAUCUUUUCCCUUACAACAUUGGACCAAUUGUGAAAUUACUUGAAAAAUGUGAAGAGCUCUACGAAGGAAAAGAAAACUAGUGCGACAACAAACUUUUUACAAACCUGAAGUGUUACUACAUACGAAGAGAUGAGCAGGUUAUCCAUAUUCUGCACCUCAGCUAUAGUUAUAGAAACUACUUCGCUUUUUCGAAUUGUUUAGAUUGCUAGGAUUCCUGGCUACUUCGCCUUGUUUUAUUGAGUGGCAGGGAAUUACAUGGGCUGCUUUAUACACACAUGUUGUUCCGUGUAUGGUUGUUGUUAAACCAUAUGGUAUUCAUCUUUGAAAUACGUUGUAUUCUCCUUAAUUUUGUCAUUUGUAAAUAGAAAGUGGUUUUCGAAAGCUACUAACAGAAACUGUUCUGGUUUCCACCCUUCACUAUGGAUUUUCCGAGAAUUUUUUAUUUAAAAAUACAAUUCUAAAUUUAAUUUUAA
Daphnia magna is the source of this 2783-nucleotide messenger RNA. RefSeq names its product protein lines (gene lin). Bases 369 to 2390 code for a protein of 673 amino acids. NCBI's taxonomy places the organism in Eukaryota, Metazoa, Arthropoda, Branchiopoda, Diplostraca, Daphniidae. The transcript is spliced from 5 exons. The record is from RefSeq and is a predicted model, not a curated record.